AUGGAAAAGGGUCCCCAAUUAACACCCGUCGGGGAAAAAUCCCUACCUGCAAAAUGCAAAGCCGGCGCCGUGUCCUACUGUCCAACAAUGGACCUGAUCGCGCUAGCGACCGAAGACGAAGAAUUACGCGUCUUCCGCUUGAACGGACAGCGCGUAUUCGGGGGUUCAUUCGGUGGUGAUCCGUAUCUUGGCGAGGACGAAGAGGACGGCGAGAUUCGAGGGAUGGCGUGGAAGGGGAAUGGCCGUCUUCUCGCUGUCGCUUGCGGGGACAACACUCUCCGCAUUAUUAGCUCUUAUAGCGGCAAGACCGUUCACCACUAUGACACCUACAAGUCCACCAGCGAGGAUUCUAAGGACGUACCCUCACAGCAGCAGCCUGUCCCAAAGGCAACAUGUCUAGGCUGGGGCAUGAAUUUCACGGAUAGCAAAGCAGCACAGCGACAUCUCUUCGAGUCAGCGGGCCAGAUCAGCGUCGAUGACCUCCUCUCGCCGGGAAUCCAUCCAUCAAAAGCGGCAGCUGUGCUGAAGGCUGAUUUACCGCGUGAACUUGCGCUUCUGGAUGUUGAGGGCUCGUUGCCGAAAUUGAGUACGCUUCCUGCUACGGGUGGUGAGGAUGAUGUUUUUAGUUCGAGGGCUUCGCUUGAUGCUAUUUUUCAUUCUGGGAGGGAUACUAAUGACUCGGUGGAUGUUCUUUCCGUUGGAUUUGAUGAUGGGAGCGUGCAUCUCCGGAUCUUUGAUUGUUUUGAGAUUGGGUCGUUCCUUGUUGGGCGAAUGCCUGGUGUUGCGGGUUCUUGCUCGGUUUUGAGACAUGCUUCUCAUCCGCUGAGUUCUACGCAUGCGCUUUUGGCUUCGGCUAUUGAUGGUGGUGGUGAUGAGAGGACUCUUGAGCUUGUUACGUUGGAUCUGCGAUUCAUUACCAAGUCUGGGAGGUAUUUGUCUCUGCUGGCUUCGAAGACUACCCAGCUUCAGAAUUUGCUGCGGUAUGUUGGGCAGGUGCAGCGGCAGAUUGAGCUGGAGUGGAAGAAUGCGCAGGAACUUCCUGCGCGGUUCCUACGCAGUGUUAAUGAGGACUUGCAAGAGAAGUGUCAGUGUGAUUUCAUCACUGCUAUCUAUCAUCUUGUUGUUACUGGUCAUUGCUAUGAGCCGAUGAAGGAGUUCCUCGUUGAUAUUGUCGGGGAGAGGGGACACAAGCGAUGGGACAAGGCUGUUGCAGGCGGUUACGAAAACAUCCGCCGGUUGACGCACGAGUGUCUUCUUCCCGCCCUCGAACGCAGUCAGGUACUGCUCAGUCGACUGGUUGGGCUGUCCAAAUUCCACAAGCUUAGUGAUGUCCUCGGACUGGAUACGCCCAAGCUAAACGCUAUUGUGGAAACACUCGACUGCCUCCACCUCCUCGCUCACCAGGUCCUCAUCCAUGCCAAUGACGAACUUGAUCAGUUCGGUGCUUUCUCUAGGUGGUUCCGCCAUGAAAUCAAUAUCCUUAACAGCGAGCCUCUAUCGCAGACCCUAGAAGAGUUGCAAGAUAAAAGGGAUCUAUUCGACGUCCCUCCCACUGUCAAAUACAUCACCGGUGCAUUGACAAAGAGUGCGCUGCGCAACUUCAUCCGCCAGCUCCCCAUGAUGGGACCUCCUCCCCCUUCCUCUGAUAAGUGGCUUCCUCUACCAGACGGGCAUGACAGUUCAUUCUACGAUGGGUUCAAGUCUCUCCUCCAGCAACAGCGGGUGGCCCAGGAAAAGGGAGGUGACGGUACCUCGAUCGACGCACCCAAACUCAACGAUUUGACCAGGCGUUUGGGUGUACAAUUCGAAAAAGUCUUUGGAGAUAUCGCCUUGACUCAACGAAGAGGCAUUCUACACCGCUCGCCUCUCACUCUUCACUCUGACUGUGACCAGGGAGUUAUUGAUCUUACUGUCUGCUACGAGGACCUGGAGGAAGGCCAUCCCUGUUCUAUCUACGUUGCUACCAGGUCAACAAUGUCAAAGUACCAAGCCUACAUUUACCGAGUUGUCCUCGACUCGAUUGGCGGCGUCAGCUCCACAAGAAGCACAUCAAUUGCAACCAUCAGCCUCGAAGAAGGAACAAUCCGCCAACUCCAAUUUGUUGCCGACCACACCCUAAUGAUCCUCUGGACAAACAGCAGUAAAUUCCUCAUCCCUCAAAUUCACGAAUCUAAUCUAACAAUUGAAAUAGGGGGAUCCCACCUGCUCAGCUUCCCCUUCCAACCCUUAUCCGCACAACAAGCCCCACCACCUUUAAACCUCGACUACAUAGAGUGUGAAACCACACCAUCCUCCCCAAAACCCUCUACACCAGCUACAAAACUCGAUCUGUCAGACUCAUCUCCUCAUGCGGAGGUACUGAAACAUAUCUUUGCUUCUACUGGACCAAAAGCAAAGCCUGUGCAUGUUGAUGUUAACGGGAGGAAGGGGAGACGUGCUGUCUGUGCUCUGUAUGGGGAUGCUAUGCGAUAUGAAGUGUUGGAUUUGGAUGCUGCCAUUGAUGAGGAUGAGGAUGAGGAGGGAGAGGAAAUGGGCAGUGAGGAGGAAGAAGAAGAAGAAGAAGAAGAAGAAGUUGAUACUGAGAAUUAG
Molecule: messenger RNA, 2589 nt
Organism: Penicillium antarcticum
Lineage: Eukaryota; Fungi; Ascomycota; Eurotiomycetes; Eurotiales; Aspergillaceae
Exons: 4
Coding region: 1-2589 (862 amino acids)
Biological process (GO): anaphase-promoting complex-dependent catabolic process; protein K11-linked ubiquitination; positive regulation of mitotic metaphase/anaphase transition
Cellular component (GO): anaphase-promoting complex; nuclear periphery
Molecular function (GO): protein binding
Source: RefSeq, a predicted model, not a curated record